AACAACUUUAUUCCUCAGAGUCAUAGAUCAAGGAAUAAAGCUAAAAUAUUGAGGCCUCCUCUCUCGAUCUCUCCUUCAUUCGAAAGAGAAAAAAAAUCUUCUUAGAAUUCUUUACAUGGAUUCCUCAACCUCCGAUGUCCCUAGAUGGACACCAAGCCCAACAAGAUCACAGCCGCAAAAGGAGUUGGUGAUGCCAAGGGCAAAAACCGACAACUCGGCCGAGGUGCAAAGCAUGGUUUCUGAGGAUGAGAGGUCAUCUGGAAGGGAAACGAUUUUCCCAUUCAGCCUUGGAUUUUCUCAGAGGAAUUAUUCUCAACGUUCCAAUUCAGAGAUCCAUGAAAAAUCACCAUCUCUGAAGAUUUAUGAGACGGAACCUGCGGAGCCAGUAGUUAAACCUCUGAAGAGACGAGAAAGAUAUGUCCCAACGGUAGAAGACGGUGGGGGAAGAGCCAAAAGAAUUUUCUUGACGUGGAAGGACCUCUGGGUGACGGUUUCAAGUCAGAAGAAUGGCCGCCGGCCGAUUUUACAGGGUCUCACCGGGUAUGCCGAGCCGGGUGAGAUCCUGGCCAUAAUGGGUCCCUCCGGGAGUGGCAAGUCAACCCUUCUCGAUGCAUUGGCAGGAAGACUAAGUUCAAACACGCAUCAGACUGGACAAAUCUUGAUCAACGGUCGGAACGAAAGGCUCGCUUUUGGAACAUCGGCUUACGUGACUCAAGAUGACACCUUGAUGACAACCCUGACGGUACGUGAAGCCGUGUACUACUCGGCGCAGCUCCAAUUACCGGACUCCAUGUCUCGGGCGGAGAAGAAGGAGAGAGCCGAGAUGACUAUCAGAGAAAUGGGGCUGCAGGACGCCAUGGAGACCAGAAUCGGAGGGUGGAGCGUCAAAGGCCUAAGUGGAGGACAGAAGAGGCGGGUCAGCAUUUGCAUCGAAAUCUUGACUCGUCCGAAGCUUCUCUUCCUGGACGAGCCCACCAGUGGAUUAGACAGUGCGGCAUCGUACCAUGUUAUGAGUCGAAUCGUGGGGCUCGCUCGCCAGGAUGGAAGGACCGUCGUCGCUUCCAUCCAUCAGCCCAGUAGUGAAGUUUUUGAGCUCUUCCAGAACCUCUGCCUUCUGUCCUCUGGAAGGACGGUCUACUUUGGCCCUGUUUCAUUGGCAGAACAGUUUUUUGCUUCCAAUGGAUUCCCAUGCCCAUCACUAAGGAACCCUUCAGAUCAUUAUCUUAGAACCAUCAACAAAGACUUUGAUGAUGAAGAUUUAGAACAUGGGUUCGGUGUCUCCGGAACAGAGGAAGUCAUCAACAUUCUAGUGAAUUCAUAUAGAGCAUCCGAGAUAUACAAGGAAGUUCAGGAGAACGCCUCUAAGAUAUGCCGAGAGAAGCUAGGAGGAGAUCUAGAGAAGAAAGGAAGUCAAGCAAGCUUCAUAACUCAGAGUAUUGUUCUAACCAAGAGAUCCUUCGUCAACAUGUAUCGCGAUCUAGGCUAUUACUGGCUUCGCCUGGCAAUCUAUAUUGCUUUAUGUCUCUGCGUAGGAACCAUCUUCUAUGACAUCGGUUUUACUUAUGGAUCGAUCCAGGCUAGAGGAUCAAUGCUCAUGUUUGUUGCAGCAUUCUUGACCUUCAUGGCCAUAGGUGGAUUCCCUUCUUUUGUUGAAGACAUGAAGAUCUUCGAACGAGAAAGAUUGAACGGCCAUUAUGGAGUUGGAGCAUUUGUUAUUGGAAACAGUCUUUCCUCCAUACCAUAUUUACUUCUCAUCUCUUUGAUCCCUGGCGCCAUGGCCUAUUACUUAGUUGGCCUUCAAAAGAGUGUCGACCACUUCGUGUACUUCGCCUUAGUCCUCUUCGUGUGCAUGAUGCUAGUGGAGAGCCUCAUGAUGAUUGUCGCAAGCAUCGUGCCUGAUUUUCUCAUGGGAAUAAUAACUGGAGCUGGGAUUCAAGGUGUGAUGAUGCUGAACGGAGGCUUCUUCCGGUUACCAGACGACCUUCCUAAGCCAUUCUGGAAAUACCCCAUGUACUACAUAGCCUUUCACAAGUAUGCAAAUGAAGGGUUCUACAAGAAUGAAUUUGAAGGCCUAACUUUUCCCAACAACCAAGCCGGACAGGCCGCGACCAUCACCGGGGAUGAGAUCUUGAGAAGCGUUUGGCAAGUAGAGAUGGGGUAUUCUAAAUGGAUUGAUCUUGCAAUCUUGUUGGGAAUGGUGGUUCUGUACCGGCUCAUGUUUUUGGGGAUUAUUAAAGCAAUUGAAAAGGUUAAGCCUAUGAUUAGAGGUUUGAUGGCUGUUCCUCCUCAGCAGUCGAUGCAGAUAUCAGAGAAUCCUGCCCACGCAUAAUGACUGCAAAAGUGUAUCAUCUUUUGAGUGCUUGUAGCCUUAAUUACGUCAACUUAAUCUCUAGUUAAGUUGAAUAAGUCGAUUGUAUGUAAGAUAUUAGGGUGUGCGUUUGUUUGUUUCAAACACUUACGGAAGGAUAAAUAAAACCAGAAAAGGCGA
This is a messenger RNA of Rubroshorea leprosula, 2488 nucleotides long. NCBI's taxonomy places the organism in Eukaryota, Viridiplantae, Streptophyta, Magnoliopsida, Malvales, Dipterocarpaceae. The record is from the annotation of a GenBank genome assembly.